GGCCAAUACAGUAAAAUGAUUUCAGUCCAUCCAAGCAUGUGUACACAGUCUGUAUACUAUGACUGUCUUAUUUGUCACUUCAGAAUGUUGCAUCAAGUUCAAUUUAAAUCUGAGUGAACACACUCAAAAUAGACUUUACAGACUGUCUGCUCUUCCUUAACCGUCACUUCCUCUUUUCCCUAUCUACAUAUCCACUUCUUUUUCUUUCUUCUCCCUGCCUGUCCACCCUGUAAGGAGUCAACUAUGUUUACCAGUUCUGUGUCGGAGCAGCAAAAGGUGUCCUCAGUCCAUUCGUCCUUCAGGAAAUCAUCAUGGAGGCUCUGCAGAGGCUGAACCCCGCUCAUAUCCAUGCCCACCUUCGAACACCUGCUUUCCACCAGCUCGUCCAGCGCUGCCAACAGGCCUACCUGCAGUAUAUCCACCACCGGCUCAUCCACCUGACGCCUGCCGACUACGAUGACUUUGUCAACAUCAUUCGCAGCGCUCGAGGUGCUUUCUGCUUGACGCCCGUGGGUAUGAUGCAGUUUAACGAUGUGCUUCAGAACCUGAAGAGAGGCAAGCAGACCAAGGAGCUGUGGCAGCGCAUCUCCCUGGAGAUGGCAACCUUCUCCCCCUGAGCAGCAUGCUCAUGGGGAGAGUGUGCUGGGCCUGGGCUUGAGGUGUCCCAUCCAGCGCCCACUCAGCUUCCGACAUUGUCACUGCCACUGCACUGAGUGGGCAACGUUUGUGCUGUCAGGGAUCCUGCUCUCUGCUACGUGGACUCAAACAAAUACAGCACACAGGCAGUACAAUCAGCUCCCGUACCCCUGACCCACAGAGACUUUGUUUUUUAUGUGUGUUUGUCCACCCAGAGCUCAGAGGAGGAGCCAGGUCAUCUUCCUGCUUUCCUCUGUUGUUGACUGACUCCUCACUUGUGUUUUAUCAUGGUUCAUGUUUGUGUAAAUGUGGAAUUAAUGUGUACUCCUUCUAUCUUCAUCUAACUGGCCUCUUCCAUUUCCCUUAAACUGAAGAUAUUGACUGGUAUCUCUCACCCUCCAUCCUCACUUCAUUUCUAGUAUUUUUUAGUUUUGUUAAGCUUUCUUUUGAUUGAAACCACUGAGUAUGACUCAUUUUCAUGCUGCAACAUUCCUGUCCAGAGUGGUAUGUGCUGUGAGGCCUCUUUCACCAAAAGCUUGUCACUAUGGAUCUGAAUCUUUGCAGUGUGGAUGAAAAGGAAGAUUUGCAAGGAAAAGGGGUUUAAUAUGAGAAAUUAUAUUGUGAGUACGGGUGAGGAUUUUUCAGUAUUUUGUUUAAUCUUUUUUGAUACUUUGUAUAGAAUAUUACAUGUAUGCAGAUAGGAAUGGGAAGAAAAUGAGAGAAUGUGAAAAGUGCUGUUGUUGUUGUAUGGGAUCCAUAUUUACAUUUCAGCCUGCCUGAGGAGUGACAUGAAAACAGCUCCAGACCAAGCCAGAGGCCAACAAACUACUGCUGGGCCAAGCAGGGCCAGCAAGGGCUUACUAAGUGUCCAACAUGUGGAUCACUCUUAUAUUAUGAUUUGUCCAUAGGGCAAAUAUAUAAUUGGUAAGUGUUUUCAAAGACUGUAGUUGAGAUCUGAGCAGUUGGUUUACAAAAUAUAAAUUUUGAAUGGGAAGCAUCUGGGCUGUCCCAGAUGCACACAGUGGAUGAGACAGGAGCUGUGUCUCAUUUUUGGCCGUCUUUUUCAAACCUCAAUCUUCCAAACUGAAUAUAUGCUGGUGUAUUCAGUGCAGCUGAGAACUGCAUCUGCUUAGAUUUGGAGGCUCUUUGAGGUCUUUAGUAUCCCAAAAUGCACUGUGUGCAGCUCACUAGUCUCUGUGAAGCUUCAGCUGUGAUUUUGUGAUGUCACUCCAGUGACUCCUCCACAGACUGUUCUGCAUGGGGAUAGUGCAGUUACUAGCUGACCUCCAAAGGUCACCUCUUUAGAAACCAUAACUUUAAAACAGUGGCCCCUGAAAUGAGACACAGCUGUGGUGUGGCUCUCUCUGCUUGGCUUAUCUGGGUAAUGCAGGAGUCCAAACACUCACCAAGACCUGUCAGAAAUUGGACAUGAGUAUGUUUGAGUGGUCCCACUGUUCAGCGUGGCUAGCUCACAGACAUAGUGCUGUUAUAUGCACCAUCUCUGUCCAGGCAGCUGCUGUGGUUCUGAACCUGCCUCUCUGAUUGGCUUUGGACCUCACAGGUGAAGGUGACUUGGCAGAAAAUGUACUGUGAUAUUUUUGUAUUCCUCAAAAAGUGUAGCUUGAUUGAAAAUAUCUAUGUGCUGAUUGCAAAAGGUUCUAAUUUAGAGUGAAAAAAGGUAAAAGCAAUACUAAAAGUGUAGAGUUUACUUAAUAAAGAUAAUUCAAAAAACUAA
Messenger RNA from Epinephelus lanceolatus (giant grouper), 2371 nucleotides. The record is from RefSeq and is a predicted model, not a curated record. Lineage: Eukaryota; Metazoa; Chordata; Actinopteri; Perciformes; Serranidae.